CCAGUACCGGCACCUGGUGACAUAUUACCACCUACACCACCACCUAGAACAUAUCACACUGCUCCUGCAUCACGAGAACGAAGAAAGUCAUUAAUUUUACCGUCACCCGAAGCCGUUGAGCCUGUUUUAACACCAAUUACAGCUAUUGCUUCACCGCCAUUAUCACCUAAAAAUUAUUCAACAUUACCAAGUGCUAAAAGUUCAAGGUCUCGUGGACAAAUCGUCUCGUCAUCUACGCCUACAACUACUGCCGUUCCAAACUCUUUUGAUCACUUUAGUGACAAAUCAACCUCAACCUCAUCUUUAUUAUAUCUUAAUGAUUCGUAUCCUUCAUAUAAACAACAAAUACUUAAUCCAACUUAUUCUAAUCGUUCUGCCUCUCGUUUCAUAUUAGAUAAGGAAGAUGAAGGUAAAUUUCGAAGUGGAAAUUUCAAAGGGAUUUGUCGACACCAUAUCAUAGAACAAAAUUGGUUUAAUGCCAAUUAUAAAUGA
This is a messenger RNA of Entrophospora sp. SA101, 492 nucleotides long. The record is from the annotation of a GenBank genome assembly. Lineage: Eukaryota; Fungi; Glomeromycota; Glomeromycetes; Entrophosporales; Entrophosporaceae.